Messenger RNA from Tripterygium wilfordii, 1815 nucleotides. Its product is annotated as zinc finger CCCH domain-containing protein 14-like. Gene Ontology annotation, molecular function: metal ion binding; mRNA binding. Lineage: Eukaryota; Viridiplantae; Streptophyta; Magnoliopsida; Celastrales; Celastraceae. The transcript is spliced from 4 exons. Bases 386 to 1348 code for a protein of 320 amino acids. The record is from RefSeq and is a predicted model, not a curated record.
AAGCAUUAAGAUGGGCCAGACUAGACAUUUUAUGCUAGCCCAGCCCAUAACGGCCCAAGUCUCAUUAUGACCAGCUUAUUCUCGAAGACGAACUGCAAUUGCGAAAGGGAACAGAAGGGCAAGAUCUGAUGGGUCCCACUUAUUCGAGGCAGCCGGGCAUUUCUAUUCUUCUGUCUUCUGCACUCGCUUCCACUGCCUAUCAGUAUCAGUAUAUAAUCAGAAGCGAACGAGAACUACGCACUUUCUCCGCUGAUUGGGUUUCGUUCGUGCGACUCCGCAAGUUAAAACUCUCCCAAGCCGCGGUGACUUCUCGGAGAAGAUUCAGAGAAAGAAAGAAGUCAAAUUCCUGCCAAAACGGAGCUUCUCCAAUCUUGGCCUUCGAUUCAUGGAUUCCCUCUACAACUCCAAAUUACAGAAACUGCAAUCUCUAAGCGGCACCGUUUCGCCGAUCAACACUCACUUUUACAAGGACUCGGCGCUCCUCAGGUACCUGCGCACAGGAUCUCCCGUCGCUACUAGCACCGACGCUUUCUCUUCUCCUGCAAUAGCACGGAAACGCCAGUACAGCAGCAGCAGCUCCUCCGGAAACAGCGGCAGUGCUAACAGGACGCCUUCUCCUUUGUCUGCCAUUGAGAAUCUUGAAAGGACGACAAGGACAGGGUCCCCGACGGCUGUGGAGGAUGAUGUGUUGGUUAUGGAUGGGAUAUUGGUCGGGUCGGUUCCUGCAGGGAGGGCUUCGAGGUCUGCAUCGUCGUUAUCAUUGGAUUCUGGUGGUGGAUUGUCCUCAAAUACUUCUCCAGGGAAAAUUUGCAGAUUUUGGAUGGAGUUUGGAUACUGUCGCUAUGGGUAUAACUGCCAAUUUGCACAUGGGAAAGAGGAGCUGCGCCCAGGUCGUUUUCCCAAUAAGAGCAAACCUGAGGUACAGAAUCUACCGAUGCGCCAGUCAUUUCCUGGUACUGGAUCAUCACCAUAUGGCACUGGAUUACCACCCUAUAGCCCAAAGAGCCGCUUUGGUCAUCCAAUCACGGUGCAACCAGCAUUUGCGAUAGACCAACCUGAAUACCCCUUCCGCAGCCCCUCGCUCACCACCAAAACUGAGCACUUCAGCAAGAUCCCUGGCAGCCCCUCUGUCAACUUCAGGCCUGAAGAAUCCAAUAUCCUUUCCACCACUAUAACCAGCAGGGUCAAGUACUGGUCACCCCAAGACGACGGCAUUGAGGUUUUCUUGCCUUGUCAUUCAGACAAACCCCCGUCAAGGGAAGAUGUUGAUGCCUAUAUUGAUCAUUUUCUUAACGGUCCUACUUCAGGGAGCAGGUUGCCAGUAUUCACUAAACUUUGGCUAGAAUAAUGGUCUCGUGAAGGGCCUCCCGUCUUUGCUGAAAACUACUCGGACUUCAGUUCAUUUUCCACUGUCUGAGUCCAUUCGACACACCAACUGCAUAUUUUUUGGGGUAAGAUUGAUAAUCAGUUUGAAUGAGCAAUCUGCUAACUGUAAAUGGUACAUGGUUAGCAUAAGUCAUACAAACAGAUAUCAUACCUAAGGAUUUUGAAAGUAGAAUAAGAAUUGGCAGCUGACCAUAGAGCCACUCACUGGAGUUCCUGUCACCCAAUUUUGUAGAGAGAACUUUUUUUUUUACAGGACUUCAAUCCCCCUCCUUUCAUUCUCUCUAUUUCUGCUCAUGUUAAACAAUUCCAGCUUGUGAAACAUCUGUGUUCCUGCAAAAGCACUUUGUAGUUUGCUUGUACUGAUUUUGCCCCAAACCAGGUCUGUUUUCCGGGUAUGUUUAUUAGCAUGGACAGGUUGAUACAAAGAAC